Molecule: messenger RNA, 1201 nt
Organism: Nematolebias whitei (Rio pearlfish)
Lineage: Eukaryota; Metazoa; Chordata; Actinopteri; Cyprinodontiformes; Rivulidae
Gene: fbxo28
Product: F-box protein 28
Exons: 5
Coding region: 8-1150 (380 amino acids)
Biological process (GO): protein polyubiquitination
Molecular function (GO): protein binding
Source: RefSeq, a predicted model, not a curated record
AAAGAAGAUGGCGACCGUCGUAGAAAGAGUUGACGGAUGUGUUGGAUCGUUGGAUCCAGACUCGGUGUCUUUGAGACAGUCCACCCCUCCUCCGGAUCAGCAGCACCAGAACAACCCUCUGCUGGGUCUCCCCAUCGUGGCCAUUGAGAAUAUUCUGAAUUUUCUGUCGUACGACGAGAUCAGCCUGCUGCGCGCGGUGUGUAAGCGCAUGGACAUCAUCUGUCAGCGCGUCCUGAAUCAGGGUUUCCUGAAGGUGGAGCGGUACCACAGCCUUUGCCAAAGGCAAGUCAAGGCCCAGCUGCCCAGGCGGGAGUCUGAGAGGAGGAACCAUUCACUGGCUCGUCACGCAGACAUCCUGGCAGCUGUAGAGACGCGGCUCUCUUUACUCAACAUGACCUUCAUGAAAUACGUCGACUCGAACCUCUGCUGCUUUAUUCCUGGAAAGGUGAUAGAUGAGAUUUACCGUGUGCUGCGCUAUGUGAACUCCACCAGAGCCCCCCAACGAGCUCACGAGGUCCUCCAGGAGCUGAGGGACAUCUCCUCCAUGGCCAUGGAGUACUUUGAUGAAAAGAUUGUCCCUAUUCUGAAAAAGAAGCUGCCGGGGACCGACUUAUCUGGCCGGCUCAUUGGUUCGGCACCAGUGGCAGGUCCAUCUACCUCCUUGACCACCAUGUCCCUGCUGGCCAAGAACACACCGUCGCGCUCCGAGAUGACCAAGGUGCAGCAGCAGGUGAAAGUGAACGGAGCUUCAAUGACGGUACUGCGGCGAGAGAUGCAAGAAAUUCGUGUCAAGCAGCUGGAGCAGCAGAAACAGCUGCAGGACCAGGAGCAGAAGCUGCUGGAGCAGAGUCAGGUGAUCGGCGAGCAGAACGCUCGCCUCGCUGAGCUUGAGCACAAACUCCGCGAACUCCUGGACAGCAACGCUGCUGUAAUAGGAGGGUCCAGACCUCCCACAGCAGUCCCCUCCACAUCCAGCUCUUCUGCUGCAUCUUCCACCGUUGCCAACACGUCUCCCGCUUCGUUGACGAGUGACAGCUUGGCUGUAGCCUCACCCAAAGAACUGGAAGGCGAGGGCAGCUCGUCGCUUAAACGCAGCAGAAAGAGCUCAGACCUUCCACGACAUUCCAAACGACUGCGCAGCAGGAAAUGAGGCCGUGCGUUACUAAAUCUUUCUCGUUGGUUUCUAUCGCUGACUGAUCAC